UGUAACCAUUCACCUACAAUUGGUAUUAGGGAGUAUUUAUUCUGUAGCUUUUUCAGAUUUUGUCCACUUAUUGCAGCAAUUCAUUUCAAGUCAACAUUUUUAAUGACUGAAAACUUGAUACAUACAAAUUAAAAGCUCUACAUGAAAGCUGAGGACCAAUGAAAUGUAAAUGGAAUAUAAUCAAGACAUACAGAUUAGGACAAGUAAAAGCAGACAACAUCACCAUCUGAAAAAACAAGUGAAUAACAUAUUAUUAGAUAACUUUGACUAUCCUGAGGAUGCAACUGAUGAGGAGCAAGAAGACUUACCUUAUGAUGGAGACCUAGAAAGAACUUAUCAUCACAAUAAUGAAUCAAAUAAUUUGAAAGCCUGUGUUUCUGUAGAAAACAUUUCUGAUAAUUUCUUAAAUUUGACCUGUUCUGAAAUUAACAGAAGUUUAAAAGAAGAAAUAAAUUAUGAAACACAACAGCUAUCUCAAGAAAAGGUCUUCAGCCACCGUACACCCGCCACAAGAACAAAUGGAAUAAUGAUUGAAAUGGCAAUAGAAGCUCCUGUGAGUGGCAUGCCUUUGGAGACAGAAUUAUCAGUUGGAGCUUUUAACAGCCUAGAUAGGAAGGAACAUUUCACCAACUCAAAAAUUUCUGAUGUUCUUUUGCGUCAUUUUUCCAAAGAAGAGUUAUCAAACACAAGCCAAUUAAUUGAUUGUGAAACUAUCCCAGAAACAUCCUUUACUGAAAGUGUUGAUGAAACCAUCCUCACUAAAACUAGGAUUUCAGAAUGUACCAAGCGCACUUUACUAACAGAACAAUGGGCAGAGCAUUUUGAAGACUAUCAUUUAAACAGACAAGAAGAAAUAUCUGAAGAUGAUUACAAAGAUAAAAAUUUGCUAGAUGAAAAUAAAUUUGUUAUAGAUGACAGUGCUACUUCUUAUGGUGAUGAGAAAGACUGCAUACAAGAAAAUUCACAGUUGAUAGCUGAAAAUGAAGAUACAAAUAAUUUCCAAAACAUAAGAAAAAAUCACAGUCACCAAAAAGGUUUGUUGGAAAGAACAGGUUCAUCUCAUGAACUCAAAUAUGGUCAAGGCCAAGUUAAUUAUUGUCUUCCUGACUUCUCUAAAGUUGCUCCAAAAGUCAAAAUACCAAAAAGAAAUAACAGUGAUAAAUCAGCUCCCAUAAUUAAAAGAACCAAAUUCUCGCCUAAUUUGGUUGGUAAAUCAGCAAUUGUGAACAAUGUUUUAGAAACUAUGAAUUAUUUUGAUUCUGUUGAAGUAAAGAAUCAAGAAGAAGAAAUGAGAAUUCCUGAACUUUUACAACAGCUAGAGUUGCUGACAAAACAUGCUGAGGCUCAGAAUCGUAUUGAUCAUUUGAGGUUUGAUCCUAAGAUAUAUACUCAUUCAGCUUCUCCUAAUCCAAACCUUUCCAUUCACUCAAGAUGUAUGGGUGCAGCUUCUGAAGAGUCUAUAUUUCAUCCCCUUACUGUUCCUAUCCAGCCUCUGCUUGGUUUGUCCCAAGCAUCUUUUUCAGGAUUACAAUCUGGGAGAAUGAUUUCAUCAUUACCGUCAGCCAAUUCAGCAGGAAAAGUACACUGUUUAAAUCCUAACUUGAUGCAAAAUACAACAAAAGGAGAAAAGAUGUCUCAAAUGCUAAAGGAGCAGGCAGAGCAACUGAAAGCUAAAGUGGAAGAAUUUUCUAAAUGUAUAAUGCAGGAGGCCUUCCCUUUGCAAGAUCACUGUCUGGUAUUAAAAGAACUAAAAGGAUACCUGGACACAUUGGAACAGAAAUAUUUAGCCACUAAGGAGGAGCAUCGUGGUUUACAGCUACAGCACUACAAUCACAAAUCCAUAAGUGUUGGCGAGUUUGAUCCCGACAGAAAGGUGGAGGGGGAAAUAUUUAGGCUUGGUAUGCUGCUUGAAGAUGUCAAAGAGAAAAUUGAUGACAAUAUAUGUAGUCCAUGUCCAUCUUCAUUCACAUCUCCUACAUCUCCUUCGCUCACGCCAUGUGAAUCUGUGUGUUCAUCCUGUUCUCAUCUUUGUGAGAGCCUUGUGGUUUCAAGCAUUAGUGAUCCUCCAGAAAGGUCUGCUACUGAAGUGAAUUUUCAUAAUAAUGAAAGGAACGAGGGAGAGAAUAGAAGUCAUGCAAUCGAUGUGAUCCCAAAGAAAACCAGUCAGCUUUCUUUACAAGAUGACAAUUGUGAUCUUUUUCCUAAAAUCCAAUUGGGAUUACAAAAAAGAGAUGCAUCUGCCUAUGUAAAAGGAAUGGAGCCCCUGGAAAAAGCAGAACUGCUAGCAAAUAAGCACUCUUCAGAUGUAAUGCAGUGCUUCCUUGCACCUGUGGCAGACAAUGGGCCUGGAGGCCUGGAAUCCCAAAGGCAGCUUAUAUUAAGUCAAAAACGUAACACUAAUCAAGAAAACCCAAAAGGGAGUUUAAACUUUUGGCAAAUGAAAUCUCCACCCAAAACCAAGUCUUACAGUAUGUGCAAUUUGGAACACAAAAUUAUUAAUCUAAAUGUGCAGCAAGAGCAAGGCAAUUUAGUCCAUCCCUCAGAUCAUUGUUUUUGUGAAAGGGUAGAAAGCUGUUCAAAUGCACAUGAAGCUGCUCUAUAUCCCAAAUGGAAAAUACACUGGUCAAAAAAUGCAAACAAAGAACUUUGUUCCUGUUCUGUCAAUAGAAAUAAAAAGACAGAGGACAGAAAAACUGAUAGUGAAAAGUCAAAAUGUGGAAGGUAUUCAGUCUUCAUUCAGGAAAAAGCAGUGGAGCUAGAUUUGUCAGGUACUAACCUUUGCAGUGAUUCAGAAGACAUCUCAUUCUGUGAUUCCUUUCGUGAGUCACACAGUGAUGAAUUUCUGGAACACAAGACUAAAAAUUAUAAAUCACGUAAAGCAGGAUUAAAAGAACAAAGCAAAGCCUUACAAUACAGGGAUUGGAAUAUAAAUUUCUGCACUAGUUGUCAAAGAAACAAAUGCAGCAGGGAAUCUGACAAGAAUAAUAUUGCUUCUUCACAGAAGAAAAGAAUUGCCGCCAAUAGUGUUUGUACAAGUAAGCAACCAGAUCAAUUUGUAUACAGACUUUCUGACAAAGACAACUUAGAGACUCCCAAAACCUGCUACUCAAGGAUGUAUGAUACAAUUAUUCUUUCACCUCACUACCUAGCCAGCAGGAAGGUUUAUGGAAGUAAAUCAAUGGUCAAUAUUAGAAACAGACACAUCAGUUAUACUGACACAAAGAUUUUAAACUCUACUUUGGAUCAUGCAAUACAGACUGCAACCACUUUGAAGGAAACUACAGAACGAAUGGUACAAGUAGUUGCAGAAGAUCUAGCUAAAGUUAAAACUCAUCGAAAUAAGCAGUUUUUUAGCUGAUCUGUUUCAAACAUUUGAAUUUGUCAGCUGAAAUGUAGACAGAACUUUGAGUUGUGAAAAAUGUGCAUUAACAAGUUGUGCAAAAGUUAGGAGAGCAGCUGCCCUUAGGUGUGAUAUUAGCAACAGUUUAAGAGCAGAAAAACAAAUCAGAGUGCCACGUUUAUAAACCAAGAGCCCUUGAAAGUUGUCACAUCUAUUAGUGAAGAAUGGCCAUAUAGCUGACUUCCUUCAGCCUUCAAUAAUGGUAGUUCUUUAUAGAAUUGCUCUAGGUAACCAAGUUUAGCUGUAGUUUCUAAAAUGUGUAAUUUGGGGCCAAGAAGAUAACAUCUCAUCCGUCAGUGUGUUCUCAGCAAUAUCACAACCCACCUCUGUAUCCUGCUUGGUAUUGGACAUCACAGAGAGAAACAACUGAAACCCUUUGUUCCUGGAUAAUCUUUUUAUAAUGAGUUUUAGCUGUAACAUUGUCAAUUUUUGAAGGACAUAUUCAAAGAAUAGUUUGUAUUGUUAAGCAUAUGCUUUUGUGCAUCUCAGUAAAUGAUCUCUCAUCACUCCUGUUUAUAUUCUAAAAUGUCAGUAUCUGUACUGUGGCAUUCUUAGUAUCUGUUAGAUUUGGCUUUCAUAAUACAAAUCUUCAGCUAUUUCAGCAUUAUGAAUAUAAAAAUUGCAAAUGGGCUAAACUCCUCUUAUGCCUGUAAGGAAAUCUGGCACUA
This is a messenger RNA of Malaclemys terrapin pileata, 4068 nucleotides long. RefSeq names its product AKNA domain containing 1 (gene AKNAD1). NCBI's taxonomy places the organism in Eukaryota, Metazoa, Chordata, Testudines, Emydidae. The transcript has 19 exons. The record is from RefSeq and is a predicted model, not a curated record. Bases 170 to 3358 code for a protein of 1062 amino acids.